CCUUCUGUGUAGUGCGCCAAUUGAAGUAAAUGGUCGAACGCGUUGCAUUUUGCUCGGCAGAACUGAACUAGUUUUUAUCUUAAGUAACUACUGUUUUAUAUUUUAUUUUAGUCCGUUCGUUUUUUAUAGCUGCACAAAAUGUUUUGGGGUCUGAUUAUGGAGCCGCAAAGGCGCUACACACAAAAAGUGAAGAAGGCCUUCCACAUCUCGAUGGCGUCGUUGGACAUCUCCGCCGGUUCGGAUGAACCAUCGCAAAUAAUGUGCGGAUACGAUGGUCGCAACUAUUUGCUAUGCACCCUCAGGAAGCCGGACUUGAUCCAAUGCCCACUCGACUUGAAUUUCGAAGCCGGCACCGAGGUGUCUUUCGCGGCGAACGGAAAGAGCCACAUACAUUUGACCGGAUACUUGAAUGAGGAGUUGGAAGUUGAUGAUAUGGAUGAUUUGGAUGAAGAAGAUGAUCUGGAUGAGGACGUCGAAGAAGAAGUGGAGGAAGAGGAAGAGACUGCCGUGAAUAACAAGAAACGGAGCCAGAAGGCGUCGGAGAACGGACCGCCAAAGAAGAAAUCUAAAACGGCUGUCGUUACAAGCACACAGGCCGAAGAAGAGUCUGAUGAUGAAUUAGAUGAUGAGGAGGGCGAAGAAGAAGAGUCCGAUGACGACUUCUUUGAGGCAGAAGAAGAUGAAGAAGAGGAUGGGGAGGAAGAGGAAGAAGCGUCGAGUCUUAGCGAGGAAGAAAACGAAUCUCCUGUUAAGUCAAAACAACAAGCAAAGGUGAAUGGUGUGGCUAAAAAGAAACAGGAACAGAAACCGGAAAAGAAGAAACCACAACAAGAGGAACAGAAGAAGCAGCAGCAACAGCAGCAACAACAACAACAACAACAAAAGAAACGCACACUUUCAGGUGGUGUGAUAAUUGAGGAUCUGAAGGAGGGACAAGGUAAACCGGCGAAGAACGGCAAGUUUGUCAGCGUGUACUAUGAAGGACGCUUGAAGUCGAACAACAAGAUGUUCGAUUCGACGACGAAAGGUUCCGGAUUCAGCUUCAGACUCGGCACCGGCGAAGUGAUAAAAGGUUGGGACAUCGGUGUUGCGGGCAUGAAACAGGGCGGCAAGAGACGGAUAACUUGCCCGCCUCAAAUGGCUUACGGUGCCCGAGGUUCACCUCCGGCUAUUCCGCCCAAUUCCACUCUCGUAUUUGAUGUCGAGUUGCGUAAAGUUAAUUAAUUAGGCGGAGUGUGAUGUGGUGCAAGAAUGUAUGCGUCGUCAUUAAUGACAACACUGAUUUUUUUCUUUUAUGUUAUGUACUACAAUAGUUGUGUUGAAUCAACGUGUUAUUUUCUAUCAAUAAAACUAUUUAAAUAAUCA
Molecule: messenger RNA, 1365 nt
Organism: Aethina tumida (small hive beetle)
Lineage: Eukaryota; Metazoa; Arthropoda; Insecta; Coleoptera; Nitidulidae
Gene: Fkbp39
Product: 46 kDa FK506-binding nuclear protein
Exons: 4
Coding region: 139-1224 (361 amino acids)
Cellular component (GO): nucleolus; chromatin
Molecular function (GO): peptidyl-prolyl cis-trans isomerase activity; macrolide binding
Source: RefSeq, a predicted model, not a curated record